Molecule: messenger RNA, 772 nt
Organism: Columba livia (rock pigeon)
Lineage: Eukaryota; Metazoa; Chordata; Aves; Columbiformes; Columbidae
Product: heat shock transcription factor, Y-linked-like
Exons: 3
Coding region: 1-522 (173 amino acids)
Biological process (GO): regulation of DNA-templated transcription
Molecular function (GO): sequence-specific DNA binding; DNA-binding transcription factor activity
Source: RefSeq, a predicted model, not a curated record
AUGAGGACUCCAAACUCCAAAGAGGAGAGCUCUGGCAAAGCAAAUGAAUUUUCAUCCAGCUUCUUCCUGAAAAAACUCUGGAAAAUUGUUGGAAGUGACUGGUUUCAGUCAAUUUGGUGGGGUGAUGCUGGAAACUGUGUAGUGAUGGCUGAAAAAGUUUUCAAAAGGGCAGCACUGGGCGGGAGAGGACUUCUGCAAAUUUUUGAAACCAGUUCCACAAAAACUCUCAUUCAUCAGUUUAAUCUUCAUGGAUUCAGCAAAACAGAAGGGGAUUCUCCAACACCUGCUUCACCUGAUAAAAUACAAUUACUCUUCUACUAUAAUGCCUGUUUCAAGAGAGAUUAUCCCCACCUGCUACAACCCUGUAAACAAAGUGCUGAUGUAAAUAACACAGCACCAGCUGCAUUGUCGCUGGACCCAGAUUUGAAGGAAGGCUGCCUGAAGAGAAGCCCAGAUGUUCAGCCAGCAGCAGGAGUUGCUUCUGCAGAGGAGAAUGAUCCCUUUGAGCAGCUCCACAGAUGACACCCAGACAUCCGCCCCCAGCACCUUCACACCUACCAAGCCAUGUAAUAAAGCAAUGACCCAGACUGGAGAUGCCUGUACCUCCACACACACAACUUCUCUAACACUUUCAAGUCCUGCUGCAGCAGUGGGUAGUGAGAAGUUCAAGCCUCAGGCCCCAUCCCCACAACACUUCAUCUGCAGCCCUCUUAGUGUCCAAGCUGCAGAUUCUGCUUCAUCUGAUGCUUCACAACAUCACAUUUGGUUUACA